Messenger RNA from Monoraphidium neglectum, 201 nucleotides. RefSeq lists its product as hypothetical. The annotation marks the transcript as partial. The transcript has a single exon. The record is from RefSeq and is a predicted model, not a curated record. NCBI's taxonomy places the organism in Eukaryota, Viridiplantae, Chlorophyta, Chlorophyceae, Sphaeropleales, Selenastraceae.
UUCACCCGCCCAGAGAUGCUGGAGGCCAUCCUUGCCCAGGGAGCCAUCACGGGCAUCACCGGCGGAUACGCGCCACCCUGGUGCCGCCCCAACGGCGGCGUGCCGCCGUCAAGGUGUGUGGCGCUGCUUCUGCUGCGCGGCAGCGGCGACUGGCGGGCGGGCCGCGCCGACGACCUUGCGGGACGGCGGGACUGGGGUUGA